Molecule: messenger RNA, 2065 nt
Organism: Diaporthe batatas
Lineage: Eukaryota; Fungi; Ascomycota; Sordariomycetes; Diaporthales; Diaporthaceae
Exons: 3
Coding region: 338-2065 (575 amino acids)
Biological process (GO): regulation of transcription by RNA polymerase II
Cellular component (GO): piccolo histone acetyltransferase complex
Source: RefSeq, a predicted model, not a curated record
AUUUCCAGCACCAUAGGGAAGCAGCGCAAGGGUCCAAGCCAACUGGCCCUUACCCCGUUUUUUCUCCGGCAAAGCCUAGACAAGCAACAAACAGGCAAAGUUUUCACAUCGGUACAGCGUCAGCAAAGCGCAGCACCAGCCCGAGUUUACCACCAUCAAAGCAGCCCCACGACUGUGGUUUUUCAUCGAAAAAAAUCGUUAGGCCAUUUUUGCAUGAUUCAGGCUAUCGCAUGGUCGAUUUUUUUUGGCCAAUAUCCCCCAUGGUUGAUGGCUUUUUGAGCGAUCCAACCCCCGCCUCGUCACUCCCAACUCUCCGCCCUCACCCCACUCUUUAGCGAUGAACUCCCGCAAGAUUCGCAUCAAGAAGCUCAACGUCAAACAGCCACUUUCCAUCCUCAAAGAGGAUGAGAUUGAUGCAACCGAAUAUGAGUCCCUUACGCAGGAACUCCAAGUUGCCACUGGAGUCGAGGCCGGAGAGGAAAAUGAAUACCAUCUACAAGUACUCUUGAAGACCGCAGGUUCAAAGGUUGACAAUGAAAUCCCUGUGCCCCCUCCGCAGGAGAGCACAACCUCGUACGAGGAGCUCUAUACCCGGCCUUAUUCGGAACCAGCUAGCUACGUUCGUUUUAGCCAGACGGUUGAGGAGUGCAAUGGCUGCAACUAUGACAUGACCGAGGAGGAUGAUGCCUUCCUCAAGGAGUACAACGCGAAAAGGCCCGCUGCUCAGCGGCUGUCUGAAGAUGACUUCGAAAGGGUUAUGGAUUCUUUUGAGGAGCAAUCACUUAAUCAGACGCCUUACGCAGCCGUCGAUAAGACAAUCCUCGAGUAUGAGCAGAUGGCCCAUGAGCUCAACGUGCUCUUCACUGCUAAGGUGGUGUCGCACUCGAAAGCCGUGUAUGACUACUGGAAGUCGCGCAAGGAAUCUGUGGGCAAUGGUUCGAUCCUGCCGAGUCUCAAAUUCGAGAGGUCCCAGGAGAGCGAUGACCUGGACCCGUAUGUCUGCUUCCGGAGGAGAGAGGUUCGACAAACCCGCAAGACGCGGGCGAGAGACGUGCAGAGUGCCGACAAGCUCAAACGCCUGAGGAGAGAGCUCGAGGAGGGCCGACAUCUUAUUAUGUUGUGUAGGGAUCGUGAACUUUUGAAGAGCGAGCUGCUCCGGACCGAUCGGCAGAUAUUCGAAAAGAGGGCCAAGGUGAAGGAAAUGAAAGUCCGUUUGGGUAUCAAGGGCGACGACGAUGACCUUAUCAACCAGAAGGCACCACCCAAGAAGAAGCACUCAGAAACGCCAGCCGCUCAGAAGGCAGCAGGUUCUGGGGCUAUUCGCCUGCAGCAACCAAGAUCGCUUGGCCCAGUCGAAGUCGAGCUGCCUCUGCUUGAGACCAAGCUCAACAAGCAGAAUGAGGAGCUUCGUAGUGAUAUCAUGACCAAGAUCCAGAAUCACCAGAACUGGAACAGGAAUCAUGUGGACCUCACAAAGAGCCCGCUCCCGCCAGUCGAAAACAAUCAGCCAAGCUUCAGGAAAGCCCAGGCUCACUAUCUCCUGACACCUCCCGCAAGUAGCGCUUCAGGGGAGUCAGCCGGAGAGCCAACCCCGAUGGAUCUGGACGACGGCAUCCCUUCGGCCAUGUUUCAAUUCAAGGGUGCUCCUGUCGAUGAGAACAGCCCGCCGCAGUUGCUGUCGUACCGUCGGCGCGUGGGCCGGCUGAACAGGAUGUGGAUUGACAGGCGGUUGGAAAAGUCAGCACGGUCCCCCCAGCCCAGUCCAGACACCGACCGAUGGAAGUAUGACCAAGACGAGAGCGACGACGAACAGCCCGUGUAUGAGAUCGACCCAUACGACACGACUAGCAUCAGGUUCAGGGCGACGAUACCGCUGUCCUUCCAAGAUCCGCGGCGUCAACAACGGCAGCUCGAAGCUGCCGCCCAAGCCCAGGCCGCUGCAAUACAAGCUGCCACAAAUGGACAGCCGCAGCCGCAGCCGCAGCCGCAGCCGCAGCCGCAGCAACAGCAACAGGCAGCGCCCAAACCACCCCCCGCAGCCGUUGCGGUCAAACAGGACAGUUGA